Notolabrus celidotus (New Zealand spotty) is the source of this 6219-nucleotide messenger RNA. It is a transcript of the gene tbc1d8b, whose product is annotated as TBC1 domain family member 8B. Bases 127 to 3534 code for a protein of 1135 amino acids. NCBI's taxonomy places the organism in Eukaryota, Metazoa, Chordata, Actinopteri, Labriformes, Labridae. The transcript has 21 exons. The record is from RefSeq and is a predicted model, not a curated record. Gene Ontology annotation, molecular function: calcium ion binding.
UGUCGACGUGGGAAGGGAGGGAUUCAGACACCAAACAAAUGGCCACGGGUUUGAUGUUGGGUUAUAUUACAGAGGACUGUGACAUGUCAGCGGGAUUCAGUACAUAACUUAAUGACAUUUUAAAACAUGUGGCUCAAACCUGAAGAGAUCCUGCUGAAAAACGCCUUCAAGUUGUGGGUCACCGAGAAGGAUAACGAGUAUUUCGUGCUGCAAAGGAGACGGGGGUACGGAGAAGGUGGAGGCGGGUUGACAGGGCUUCUCGUGGGAACUCUGGAUACUGUGUUGGACUCCACAUCCAAAGUUGCUCCUUACCGGAUUCUUCAUCACACACCAGACUCACAGGUGUACUGGUCGAUAGCAUGCGGUGUGACCAAAGAGGAGAUUGUUCAGCACUGGGAUUGGCUGCAGCAGAACAUCAUGAGGACGCUCUCCGUCUUCGACUCCAGUGAAGACAUCACCAGCUUUGUUCAGGGCAAGAUAAGAGGUCUUAUCGCAGAGGAAGGAAAGUUAUCCCUGGUUCUGGAAGAUGAUCCUGAGAAGUUCAGAGAGGCACUUUUGCGGUUCGAGAAGUGGUUUGAGCUGCCGUCAGAGGAAAAACUGGUCACAUAUUACUCAUGCAGCUACUGGAGAGGCAAAGUGCCGUGCCAGGGCUGGCUCUACCUCAGCACCAACUUCCUGUGCUUCUAUUCAUACCUGCUGGGAUCUGAGGUGAAACUGGUCAUCUCCUGGGAUGAGGUCUGGAGGCUGGAGAAAACCUCCAACGUUAUUCUGACUGAGAGCAUCCACGUCUUGGCUCAUGGCGAGGAUCACUACUUCUCCAUGCUGCUGCACCUGAAUGAAACAUUUGUCAUUAUGGAACAGCUGGCCAGCUACGCCAUCAAGCGCCUUUUUGAUAAAGAGGCCUUCCAGAGAGAGCCGGCGCUCUCCGACCCUCUGCAAAUCACCAAGAGAGGCUUAGAAGCCCAUGCAAAGAGUGAGCAGUUUCGGGCCUUUUUCAGGCUCCCCAAAGAGGAGAAUUUGUUAGAGGUGCAUGAAAGCUUCCUGUGGGUUCCCUUCAGCCACUAUAACACGCUUGGCAAGAUCUGUCUGUCAGAGAACUACCUGUGUUUCGCCAGCCAAGAUGGCAGCCAGUGCCAUAUAAUCAUUCCAAUGCGAGAGGUAGUUAAUGUGGAGAAGCCAGACACCACCAGCAGGGCCCUCACAGUGUGUGUGCGUGGCAAGAGAGCACUGCGUUUCUCUGAGGUGCGAGACUACCAGCGGCUUACCAACACCAUCCGGAGCAGAUGUGGAAUCAGUCCAAGUCCCCAGCACUCAGCUUCAACAGAGGCCAUAAGGGGGGAGUGCCAGUCACUCAUCAACCACUUUGAGGACAACCCAGAUGAUGUAACACUGAUGGUGGGACAGAAAGACAGCAGCAAGGCUGUAAGCACCGAGGCUCUCAUGACUGUUUUCCACCCACAGGAUGUUGAAAACCUUGACCCCAAAAUGCUGAAAGAAAAGAUGAAGGAGCAGUCCUGGAACAUACACUUUUCUGAAUACGGACGCGGCACGAGUAUGUUCUUCACCAGAAAGACACGAGACCUCAUCGUCCGUGGUGUUCCAGAGGCCCUGAGAGGAGAGCUGUGGAUGCUGUUUUCAGGAGCUGUGAACGACAUGGCCACUCACCCCGGCUAUUACAGCGAGCUGGUUGAACAGUCCCUGGGCACAAGCACUUUGGCUACAGAUGAGAUCGAGAGAGACUUGCACCGCUCGCUUCCAGAGCACCCCGCUUUUCAGAGCGACACAGGAAUCUCAGCUCUGCGAAGAGUCCUCACUGCCUACGCAUACAGGAACCCUAAGAUCGGAUACUGCCAGGCCAUGAACAUACUCACUUCAGUGCUCCUGCUCUACGCGAAAGAAGAGGAGGCUUUCUGGCUCCUUGUAGCUGUCUGUGAGAGGAUGUUGCCGGAUUACUUUAACAGGAGAAUCAUUGGUGCUCUGGUCGACCAGGCAGUGUUUGAGGAUCUGAUUCGAGAGAACCUCCCACAGCUGGUUGAGCAUAUGACAGACCUCAGCUUCUUCUCCUCUGUGUCCUUGUCCUGGUUCCUCACGCUCUUCAUCAGUGUCCUGCCAAUAGAGAGCGCUGUCAACGUGGUGGACUGUUUCUUCUACGACGGCAUCAAAGCCAUUCUGCAGCUUGGUUUGGCUGUGCUCGACUAUAACAUGGAGGCUCUUAUCAGCUGCCAUGACGACGCAGAGGCUGUCACCAUCCUCAACAAAUUCUUUGACAGUGUGACAAACAAAGACAGCCCACUACCUCCCACGGUGCAGCAAGCUCCAGUGGGCAAUAACGACAAAGCAUCCCACUUCAAUGUGGAUAUCAGCGAACUCAUCAGAGAGGCCUAUGAGAAAUACGGAAAUCUUCGGACAGAGGAAGUCGAGAGUUCACGGAAAAGAAACAAACUGUACGUCAUUCAGACGCUGGAGGAUACAACCAAACAAAAUGUUAUCCGAGUGGUGUCCCAAGAAGUGAGACUCAGCGCUCCACAGCUGGAUGAGCUCUAUAACUUGUUCAAAAGGCAGCAUUUCCUCUGCUGCUACUGGAAGAUUAAGAGUCCAGCACUGCUGCAUCAUGACCCCAGCCUGGCCUAUUUGGAGCAGUACCAACUGGGUUUCCAACAGUUCAGCACGCUCUUCUCCCUACUGGAGCCCUGGGCCUUCUGCACCACCAAGAGCACCCUCUCCCUGUGGAUCUUCCGCCUGAUAGAUGAGAACCAGGAUGGCCUCAUCAACUUUAAAGAGUUCUGCUCAGCCCUCGAUACUUUGUACUGUGGGUCUUUCACAAACAAGCUUAAGUUUCUCUUCAAGUUGCACCUGCCACCAGCUUUCACAGGGAGUCCUUUGCACCUAAAGGAGCAAAGAAUCGAGCACUUUACUCCACUGACUGAAGACUCUUCUCACUUGAGUAGACUCACUGCAUUUGAUCUGCCUGAAGAUGGUGUGAUACGGAAAAGCCCUGAAAGAGGUAGAGGGAAAGUUGAUCUGCAGGCCUACCUGAAACAAUGGCAAAAUGAAAUACUGAAGAAAGAGGAAACUAUCAAAGACCUACCCAGAAUUAAUCAGACUCAGUUCAUCCAGUUAUCCAAGACUCUAUACAAUAUAUUUCAUGGUGAUCCAGAGGAGGAGUCUCUAUACAGGGCCGUUGCCCAUGUGACCAGCCUCCUCCUGAGGAUGGAGGAGGUGGGACGGAGGCUUCAGGAGCCGAGCAGCUCGCCAGAGUCCACAAAGCCUACCAGUGCCACUGCAUCCUCUGCAGAAGACGAGUCUCCAACUGAAGAAGCCUCCACCACCCCAGAGGGUUCCGACACCUCCCGCCAAAUUCAGGACGCCGCGGCUGACCCAACAGAGAUAGAGUGGUCGUUUUCAUUCGAGCAGGUCCUGGCCUCUCUCCUCAACGAGCCGACCAUUGUCAACUUCUUUGAAAGGCCCGUGGACGUUCAGAGUAAACUGGCUCAAGCUAGGGUUGCUCAGCUGAAGCUAAAGGCAAAUAAGUGAAAGGAUGCAUCAUCAGCGUGUCAGUACUUAAAUACAAACCCAGGAGUGAUCAUGAAUUUCCUUUCUCUGCUUGGAUAAGGCAGUGGGUGACGGGGCAGACAGUGAGGGUACUGUUGAAGUGAAGGAGACAUCAGAAUUGAAAUCUGCAGUGCUUGUGCACCAGUGUGUGAGGGGCUUUUAAGUUCAAGCGGCUGAUUAUCAGCUACGGUGGCUGAUGACGCAGAUUAGGCACAACAUCUUAAGACAGUGUGUGUAGACUGACAACCCACUGACCAAAACCUUCAGUGUUUUUGAAUUUUAAGUCCCACUGCAGACCUAUCAUAGUUAUUCCUUUAAUCUGAUUAUGCAUUUUUUUUAACCCUUUCAUUCUCUCAUUUCAGCUCAGCUUCAUAGGACUUAAGUUUAGUUUAGAAAAUUCAUUGAGCGCAUAUAGCAUAGUUUGUAAUGUACAAGGAACAUCCAGUACUGCCUGCUGUAUUUAGAAACAGACAAGUUUGUUCUCCCUGCUAUCUCUGGUGUCGUGCUGAGGUACAGAUGCAUAAAUAUAUAACCAUAGAAAGUAUCACAUAACCUUAGAAAAGGUAACAAGUCCACAGACGACCUUCUAGAUAUCUUGAUUUAUUUUUCUGUGAAUCUGCAAAUUCUGAUGUGUCCUGUGACUUCAGUGUCUCCUGUUCUUGAACAACAUAAGUGUUAUUGUGUGAAAUUAUUGUGAGAAACACCAGCUUUUCAGGUGAUCCUGACUCAGAGUAGAUAGCAGUGCUGCGAUAUCAUUUCUGGAAGCAAUGAAUUGAUUUCAGACAUGAAAUCGGAAUGAAGUUGUUGGAUAGAUUUUAUCAAGAGCUACAAGAUUCAAUUAUGGCAUUUGUACAUUUGCAAUAACACACGAGAGAGAGGAAGCCGCACUGCCACAGCACAUUCAUCCGUCUCUAUCUGACAAGUAACUAUAUUAAAGCAUGACUUUAUGAAUCUGAACUUCAUAUUGCUGCUGUAGGGAAAUCUCUAGUGUCUGCCUCUGACAAUGUUCUGUGUUCAUUCACAGUGUGCGUACGUCAGUCUUCAUGUAUGUAGGAUGUUAUGCCCUAGUGUAAGCGAAGAUUUUUGUACAUAUUGGUAAGUUCAAUAGUCGUUGGAUUAUUCUAUUUAUAAGGCUUGUAUUGAAAAUGUAAGAUAUGAGCUAGUGGACUGUUAAGAACACAACUUAAACAUUCUGAAGGAAAUUUAGUUUUUAUCAAAACUCAGGGUGCAAUCUGUGUACAUAAAGGAGAAAAGGGAUAUUUUUUUGACAUUGAACAUGCAGAGUAUGUGACUGAGUUAUACAAAGCUUAAAUAUGUCUGUGAGCAUGUGUAGCAUUGUUCCAGGAUGUGUCACAUUACACUAGCCUUCAAUGAAUUGUAACUACAACUGCUUGGAAAGCCAGAUUGACUUGCAGCAUUUCAAUUGUUUUACUGUCACCUGUGCUUUUGCUGCUUUUCUUUCUUUCUUGCUUGUACUAGCAGGGAAUUGUUUGCACAAUUGUUCGAGACUUUCAAGCUGUAGGUAUGUCUGUAUCUCGGCCAGAUCUCUAAGGCUUUGGGACUGCUAAAGGUCACAACUACUUUGGCUGUAGCUUGUCGUUUUAAGGGGCCAAAUCCACAAGAUUUGUAGAGCUUUAUCUCUACCUGUGUCAGGAACAAGUAUUUAAGAAGCUCUUCAAGUGCAAGUGCAAUUGUCUGUUUUUUCUGUAUCAUGUUAUUUUGCUAUUUGCUUGGAAUGUUUGCUGUUAUUUUGUGUAGUUCUCAUUUUUAUAAGGCCAUCUGAAAUGUAUUUCAUUGUAUAAUUACUGGGUUGAUUAAUAUAGAUUGUUUCAGUGUACAACUGGCAUUACUUAUCAAAAAUGAGCAUUUCACAAACACUGAUUAUUCAUCAGAAGUGAAAUGAAAAGGUCACCAUUUACAUGACUGUUGUAAAAGAAGCUAACGAUAAAUAUAUCCAAAUACACCUCCCCUUCUGAACUAAAAGAACUUGAUCGGUGACUUCAGUUCAGGACUUUCAUCUUGAGAUCAGAGGAGCUGAUCAUAUAACAACCUUUCAAAACAACAGCUAUGUGUCUGUUAUAUAAAACCAUCACCUCUGACCAUGGUUUGACUAUUUCAGUACAACUGUUCUCCGCCAGUUUCAUAACACUUGCAAACUUCCAAGAAGUUAUCAUAAUUGACACAUUGUCUUAUAGAAUGUGUGCAAAGUUAAGUUUCCAUGUCAGUUUAUUUGCAUGCUCUCUUUAUAUCUUAAUGAUUAGAUAUCACUUUGGGAAAAUAAGGCCAAGCUCACUUUCAAGAAUCAGUUUCUUGUCUUUAUGGAAGAAAGGUAGGAAAAUGUGGUUGAGACCAAACAAACCCUCAGUCAUUUCCUGAUUCACUCUGGGAAAUGACUCUUUGUAGGAACACAAUAAAAAUCCAAUCUGAAGAAUCUGAGUGUAUACAAUAGGCAUGAAUAAGGUUUCAAGUCAUUGCAUUGAUGUAUGUUUAAACAAGUUCUUAUAUGUGCAAUUAUAGUCUACAACUUAAAAGUCUGUAGCUUGAAAUGAAAGCUUGUAUUGCAAAACAUGUGGAGCACGGAUAUUUCUGUUGACCUAAUGUUUGUUUGUUUGUUUUUCUAAAUUUCCAUGCAAUGUUACCCAAAUAAAGAGAUAAUUCUAUCAGUAA